UCGCUCAUCAGACACAGCCCAGACUCAAUAGCAGCAAUACGAACCCUCUUUCCCUCUCUAGAUUCUCUCUCUACCCCGAAAAUCAGUCUCACUCUCGUUAACCCUCACCAUUAGAUAUAAGAUUUACAGAUUCAGGUGUUGAAAUUCUAGGUUUGAAUCGCUUAAUUUGUUGUUCGUGACGCAGAUGUGAUUGUUUGAACGGUGGAGGGAUAAGAAGAUUAGGGUUUUUAAUUCUUUCGAUUUUGUCAUAAUUGUCGCUUGUUCGAUCUAUUGGUUUGAGGAAAUGGACCCGUCAUCAUUGACUCCGGCGAACAACAGUAGGGUGGAUGCAUCGUUAGUGUCUGACGCCGACUUGAUUUCUGUUACUCAAACGCUAGCGAAGGAGGCGUAUGUGCUUUUUCAGUUGGGGAAGUAUGUUGAAUGUCUGAAGGUCUUGAAUCAGAUCUUGGAAAAGAAAGCCGAUGAUCCGAAGGUUCUUCAUAACAUUGCUAUUGUUGAGAACUUUCAAGAUGGAUUUUCAAAUCCAAAGAGAUUUUUAGAAGCACUUGAUAGUCUCAAGAAACGAAAUGAGAGACUUGCUCAUUCAUCUGGAGAAAAUACAGAGGCACUGAACAACAAGAUCAAAGCUCUGGGAAAUAAGGGAAAUAAUGUUGUGGGACAGGGCAUUUCAGCUGAUGAUUUUGAUGUUUCUGUGAUAAUGUUUAACAUAGCAGUGAUCCUCUACCAUCUACAUGAAUAUGAAAAAUCUUUCUCCAUUUUGGAGAGAUUAUAUCAAAAUAUUGAACCUAUAGAUGAGAGGGUAGCACGUCAUGUUUGUCUCUUGUUACUGGAUGUUUCUUUAGUAUGCCACCAUGCUUCAAGAGCUGCAGAUGUAAUCAACUAUUUGGAAAGAGUAGGCGGCAAUAACCUAGGCAACCAAGGUGAUUCCGGAACCUUGAUUCAACAACAACAGUCAACAAACCUAGUAACAAAAUCCACCUCAGCACCCGCCAACGUCAUCAUAUCAUCAGAUCCAGUGAACCCCGAUAACACAAAUGGCCCCGAAAGCCCACUCUCUCGCACCCUCUCAGAAGAAACCCUCUACGAAUCCCUAAUCUCAACUCUCGAUGUCACCAACACCCCAACAAGACCCUCAAACAAUCCCACCCAACCAGACGACUCCCUAAUCACAGCCCCCGAUUUACGCCUCAAAGUCCAUCUAUACAAAGUCUGGCUCCUCAUCCUCACAAGAAACCUUAAAGCCGCUAAACGUGAAGUCAAAUUGGCUAUGAACAUCGCACGCGGAAAAGACUAUUCCCUCGCGCUUUUCCUAAAAUCUCAACUCGAGUACGCGCGAAGUAACCACCGAAAAGCCAUAAAGCUUCUAAUGGCGUCUGUCGGUCAAACCGAGUCAACUUCAUCCUUGUACUACAACAACCUCGGAUGCAUUUACUACCAACUCGGAAAGUACCAGACCUCAGCCGUCUUUUUCUCAAAAGCACUAACCAACACCAACGCCCGAAAGGAAAAACUCAAGCUCUUUAGCUUCUCACAGGACAAAUCCGUCCUUUUUGCGUACAACUGCGGGUUGGUUUAUCUCGCGAGCGGGAAACCGGUCCUCGCAGUGAGAUGCUUUCAACAGGCCGGUGCAGUUUUCGUCAAACGCCCGCUUUUAUGGCUUCGGAUCGCUGAGUGUUGUAUUAUGUUUUCCGAAAAGAAAAACGAGAUCGACGUUAAUGUUGUUGGUAGGGGAAAAUGGCGCCAACUCGUUGUCCAAUGUUGGAAUUUGAAAAACACAGUGCAAGUCGACCCGAAUCUUUCCUUAACUUUCGCGAAAAGUUGUCUUCUUAACGCUUUACAUUUACUGGAAGUGUCGGAUACGAAUACGGAUACGGAUACGAAUAUGAAUACGAACCGGGACCCGAAAACAGUGAGUUCAAACGGAGAGGCGAAGGAGGCCAAGGUCGGGAGCACGUUGCUGCAAAGUUCGAUUAAUGAAUACGAAGGUCUUUGUGGGAAAGAGAAGCAGAUGAUUUUGCAAGCGGUUCUUGCUGACCUGGCGUUUGUUUACUUGGAGCUCGGGAACGCGGUGAAGGCGUUGGCGACUGCCAGAAGUCUCUUGAGACUUCCGGAAUGUUCUAGGGUUUACGUUUUCCUAGGAAACAUGUACGCUGCAGAAGCUUACUGUCUCUUGAACCAGCCCAAACAAGCGUCUGAGCAUCUGUCGGUGUAUAUUUCCGGUAAAGAUAACAACACAGAGUUUCCUUACAGCGAACAGGAUUGUGACAUGUGGCAGGUGAGGAAAGCGGUGGAUUUAGACGAGCCGAAUUCCAAUAAUGCCCUUUCACAGGACCAAUGGUUACCGCAGGGGGGACUGUGUUUGAAGCCGGAAGUGGCUCGUGGGGUUUUACUGGCCAACAUUGCGGCCAUAGCGGCGGCAGAAGGUGAUAUGGAGCGGGCGGAAGAGGCGGUGGCAAUGGCGUUAUCGGUAAUUCCAGACAACGUGGAGGUUGUUCUUACCGCGAUAUAUAUCGAUCUGGUGCGGGGGAACACGCGGGAGGCGGUGGGGAAGUUGAAACAGUGCAGCCGGGUAAGAUUUCUUCCGGGGAAGUAAAAGUAAUGAGUAAUGAUUGGUGGGAAUUUGAAGGCCUUGAGAGUUUGUAGGUAGGUGAAAUGAUCCUUUGAAAUCGAGGAUUUGAUUUGUAACAUAUAUAUAGCUGAAAGCUCAGGGUAAAAAGUUCUUUUUCUUCGUUACUCUUUUGGAUUUUUUUUUUCUUUUAAAAUUUCUGUCGGGUGGUGGUAGGGAUAUGAGACUGUUUUGGCUAAUUCAAUAGAUUUGAGAUGUAGUCUUGAUUUUUUUUUGAGUCUGUUGUUGGAUGUACUCAUUUGAAGAGAUGUUUAGUUGGUUUAAUGGGAGUUGGAAUUGAAAUACAUGGGGGAGUUGUUUA
This is a messenger RNA of Lactuca sativa (garden lettuce), 2927 nucleotides long. RefSeq names its product Tetratricopeptide repeat (TPR)-like superfamily protein. Lineage: Eukaryota; Viridiplantae; Streptophyta; Magnoliopsida; Asterales; Asteraceae. Gene Ontology annotation, biological process: negative regulation of translation; mRNA catabolic process. Gene Ontology annotation, molecular function: protein binding. Gene Ontology annotation, cellular component: CCR4-NOT complex. The record is from RefSeq and is a predicted model, not a curated record.